Messenger RNA from Moneuplotes crassus, 844 nucleotides. The record is from the annotation of a GenBank genome assembly. Lineage: Eukaryota; Ciliophora; Spirotrichea; Euplotida; Euplotidae.
UGUCUCAAAGAGUGGGGAUAUAAUAUCACAUGCUCGCAUAAGCUCUAUAAGACUUGUUCUACCUCUAUUCUUAGAGUAUGCCUUAUCUCAAGGAAUUGAGAUAUGAUAAAAGUCUAUUAAUGGAUAGUAGGAAUUAUAGCAUCGCAUAUAUCACAAGCUCUAAUUACUCUGUCUUGCAUAUCUUCAGAUAAGCACUAAGAUCUCUGAAUCCUUGUAAACGUUCUGAGAAGCCUCUGUAUCUUAAACUUACUUCUCUGCUCAAUGAUAUAUUCAUUUUUAUAGAAAUGGUAGCAUCAGUAUGAAAUUUUGUGACUGAUUGGAUCCUCCGAAUAUCUGAGCUUCCAGAGCUUGCAGUAGGAUUUUUGAAGUUAGAGACUCUCAGAAGGGCCUACUUAUAGCCAGAAAUAUAAAUUUAAGCUCUGGUUGGUGACUAAUAAUCAUUAGGACUGAUCUCCAGAUAUUUACUCCCAAUAAAUUAUGACACAUUUUGCUGCUGGUUAUCCAAAUUUAAGUUUUAUGGGUGCGGAGAAUUCUCCAACUUUGCUAUUUUAGUGUUGAAAUCCUUCGGAGAGUAGUUCGAUGAAACCCUAGGAGAAAAUAUAGGAGUCAGCACUUGUUAAUAGCUCUAGUCUAAAUAUUACAAAUGGGAUUCUUCAUUUCUGAGACUGAGUAAUUUUUUAUUUUGUUCACGAAUUGCAUAACUUUGUCAACCCCACAGAUGUAUAAAAUCCAGUGUCUCAAGUAUUGUUUGGAGAAGGACUCAUGUUAUUGAUUAAACCUAUUUCAUUGAUGUUUCGGCUUCUCUGGACGUUUGGAAAAUUUAUAAAGUUUAUUAAAUUUAUUG